Dentiscutata erythropus is the source of this 228-nucleotide messenger RNA. The record is from the annotation of a GenBank genome assembly. Lineage: Eukaryota; Fungi; Glomeromycota; Glomeromycetes; Diversisporales; Gigasporaceae.
AUGCGUGAUGAUGAAAUUUUACGACGUAUAGAGUUUAUACAAUUUUCACCUAAUGCUGAUAAUACUGCAUCAGGAGUUCGUUUGGUUUUGUUGAAAUUUUUCCGUCUUGCUAAGGCCUUAAUUUCAAAUAUCCCAUCACUUAUUGGAAUUAAAAGCGCUUCCGAAGUCUUUAUGUCUGAAGUUUUAGAUCUUGCUCAAAGAUUAAGUGAAAAUAGAACAAUUUGUUAG